Achroia grisella is the source of this 519-nucleotide messenger RNA. It is a transcript of the gene qvr, whose product is annotated as protein quiver. Gene Ontology annotation, biological process: sleep; regulation of synaptic transmission, cholinergic; positive regulation of voltage-gated potassium channel activity. The record is from RefSeq and is a predicted model, not a curated record. The coding region runs from base 1 to 519 and encodes 172 amino acids. Lineage: Eukaryota; Metazoa; Arthropoda; Insecta; Lepidoptera; Pyralidae. The transcript has 6 exons.
AUGCGCUGGAUAUUCCCCGUACCAGUUCUUCUCGUGUCCUGGUUCGGCGUGGACCAAGUAAAAGCUAAUUCCUGCAUCAGAACGGCAUUGUGGGCUCUAAGUCUCAGCCCCCUAGUACAGGCGGAAUGCCAAACUCGGACGAUAUAUUGCUACGAAUGCGACAGCUGGACGGAUUUCCGGUGUAAGGAUCCGUUCAACUACACAGCACUGCCUCGGGACCAGCCGCCGUUGCAGACUUGCAACGGGUGCUGCGUGAAGAUGGUCCGGUAUUCAAAGAGUCCGUACGAGGUGGUACGUCGAACGUGUACGUCUCAGCUACAAAUAAAUCUAUUCAUGGUGGACCACGUUUGCAUGAUGGAAAGUACAGGGACGGGCCAUAUGUGUUUCUGUGAAGAGGACAUGUGCAAUACGGCAUCCGCAGUCGACGCAACGAUAGCCACGAUCGCAGCACUAGUCUUGAUCGCAUGUGCAUGCUGCAGUGCUUCGUGCAGCACCGAUAACCGAGCCAAUGCAUUAUAA